This is a messenger RNA of Corticium candelabrum, 308 nucleotides long. Its product is annotated as pulmonary surfactant-associated protein D-like. Lineage: Eukaryota; Metazoa; Porifera; Homoscleromorpha; Homosclerophorida; Plakinidae. The transcript is spliced from 4 exons. Bases 5 to 274 code for a protein of 89 amino acids. The record is from RefSeq and is a predicted model, not a curated record.
CAGCAUGCUCAAGUUCUUGCUUGUCGUUUGUGCUCUAUUUCAGCAAGCUGUUAGCAACAGCGACCAGACAGGAGAUGCAUCAAUCCAAAGUUGCAUUGGAGAGAAAGGUGAAAAGGGUGACUACGGUCUUCCUGGAAUACGGGGGUUAAGAGGUCACAAAGGCGGAUUGGGAGCAGCCGGUCCCAAAGGAGACAGUGGAGCAUCUGGUCCUGCUGGACCUCCUGGUGCUCAGGUGAGUAGUUUGGUUACAUUAAUAUUUGCACAACUGAGAUAAUUGAAUGUAAACAUUAUUACUCCAAAGAGUAAUA